Molecule: messenger RNA, 1359 nt
Organism: Rangifer tarandus platyrhynchus (Svalbard reindeer)
Lineage: Eukaryota; Metazoa; Chordata; Mammalia; Artiodactyla; Cervidae
Source: the annotation of a GenBank genome assembly
AUGUCUGAGACUCCUGCUCAGUGUAGCAUUAAGCAGGAACGAAUUUCAUACACACCCCCUGAGAGCCCGGUGCCGAGUUACGCUUCCUCGACGCCGCUUCAUGUGCCAGUGCCCAGAGCGCUCAGGAUGGAGGAAGACUCGAUCCGCCUGCCCGCGCACCUGCGCUUGCAGCCAAUGUUCUGGAGCAGAGAUGACGUAGCCCAGUGGCUCAAGUGGGCUGAAAACGAGUUUUCUCUAAGGCCGAUUGACAGCAACACGUUUGAGAUGAACGGCAAGGCUCUCCUACUCCUGACCAAAGAGGACUUUCGCUACCGGUCUCCUCAUUCAGGUGAUGUGCUCUAUGAACUCCUUCAGCAUAUUCUGAAGCAGAGGAAACCCCGGAUUCUUUUCUCACCGUUCUUCCACCCCGGAAACUCGAUACACACGCAGCAGGAAGUCAUUCUUCACCAGAACCAUGAAGAAGAUAAUGGUGUCCAGAGGACCUCAAGGCCAUCGGCCGAGAACGUACACCAGAACCCUCCCACCAUUGAACUGUUGCACCGUUCCAGGUCACCCAUCACAACAAACCAUCGGCCUUCUCCCGACCCCGAGCAGCGGCCCCUCCGGUCCCCCCUGGACAACAUGAUCCGCCGCCUCUCCCCAGCUGAGAGGGCCCAGGGACCGAGGCUCCACCAGGAGAACAACCACCAGGAGCCCUACCCGCUGUCAGUGUCUCCCAUGGAGAACAACCACUGCCCGCCGUCAUCCGAGCCCCACCCGAGGCCCACCAGCCCCCGGCAGGAGGGCACGCGGGUCAUCCAGCUGAUGCCCAGCCCGAUCAUGCACCCGCUGAUCCUGAACCCCCGACACUCCGUGGAUUUCAAGCAGCCGCGGCUCUCUGAGGAUGGGCUGCACCGGGAGGGGAAGCCCAUCAACCUCUCGCAUCGGGAGGACCUGGCAUACAUGAACCAUAUCAUGGUUUCCGUCUCGCCGCCUGAGGAGCACGCCGUGCCCAUCGGGAGGAUAGCAGACUGUAGACUGCUUUGGGAUUACGUCUAUCAGUUGCUUUCUGACAGCCGGUACGAAAACUUCAUCCGAUGGGAGGACAAAGAAUCCAAAAUAUUCCGGAUAGUGGAUCCCAAUGGACUGGCUCGACUGUGGGGAAACCAUAAGAACAGAACAAACAUGACCUAUGAGAAAAUGUCCAGAGCCCUGCGCCACUACUACAAACUAAACAUUAUCAGGAAGGAGCCGGGACAAAGGCUUUUGUUCAGGUUUAUGAAGACCCCAGAUGAAAUCAUGAGUGGCCGAACAGACCGUCUGGAGCACCUCGAGUCCCAGGAGCUGGAUGAACAAAUAUACCAAGAAGACGAGUGUUGA